AUGGAGCGCUCCGAACUCAAUCACUAUGCCACAGAGCUGGCCCCAUAUGUGGUUAUUGCUUUCACCCUGUUGUCUGAUCCUGAUGGGUACCAUUUGGCGUUUCUGGAGGUUGGGGAGGCCGAGAUCAAGGCUCCAGCAGACCUGAUGCUGGUGAGACCCUGCUUCCUGGAUCAUAGACUGCCAUCUUCUCACAGUGUCCUCACAUGGUGGACGGGACAAGCAAAAGCUCGUCCAUGUGAAGGACUGAAUGUGGUUUGGGGGCGCGGGGUUGGGCUGGGGCGACUCUUGGGGAACGAAUGGACCCGACCCCUAGAGCUGGGGAGGCCUUGGCCGUGGCCUCCCCGCCCCCGGCUGCGUUCGGGCUCCCCCCGGGGCCUGAUGUCGCGCGCUUGCGUGCUGCGGCCAGCGCGCCCGACCCGGAGGCCGGCCCCAGAAAACCCCGAGCGAGGAGGGGGCGGCGCGCAGGGAGGGAGGAGAGCCGGCGGGGUAGGGGGUUGGUGGGUGUUCGGGGGUGGAGAUGUAGAAGAGGUGACGCCGCGGCCGGCCGGUGCCAGACCAGCGGACGCAGUGCCCGCGGUUGCAGCCGGAUCCCGGGCGCUGCAGCUUGGGGAGGCGGCUGUCCCGAGAGCGGCGGCCGCGGAGACACCCAGCCCGACACCCCAGCGGCUCGCCGCGCGCCGGCGCCGGCGGAGGGCAGCGGCCGAGUGCGCGAGGCUGGGGGCCCGCGGGCGCGGCCGCGCGCCGCCGGGAGGGAGGCUGGGGGGCCGGGGCCGGGGCCGCGCCCCGGGGCGGGUCGGAGGCCGGGGCCGGGGACGGGGGGCGGCGGCUCCCCGCGCGGCUCCGGGGGCUCGGGGUCCCCGUCAGGACCCCGGCGGUGCCAUGGCAGCCGGGAGCAUCACCACGCUGCCCGCCCUGCCCGAGGACGGCGGCAGCGGCGCCUUCCCGCCCGGCCACUUCAAGGACCCCAAGCGGCUCUACUGCAAAAACGGGGGCUUCUUCCUGCGCAUCCACCCCGACGGCCGAGUGGACGGGGUCCGGGAGAAGAGCGACCCUCACAUCAAACUACAACUUCAAGCAGAAGAGAGAGGGGUUGUGUCUAUCAAAGGAGUGUGUGCGAACCGUUAUCUUGCUAUGAAGGAGGAUGGAAGAUUACUAGCUUCUAAAUGUGUUACGGACGAGUGUUUCUUUUUUGAACGAUUGGAAUCUAAUAACUACAAUACUUACCGGUCAAGGAAAUACUCCAGUUGGUAUGUGGCCCUGAAACGAACUGGGCAGUAUAAACCUGGACCCAAAACAGGACCUGGGCAGAAAGCUAUACUUUUUCUUCCAAUGUCUGCUAAGAGCUGAUCUUAAUGGCAGCAUCUAAUCUCAUUUUACGUGAAAGAAGAGGUAUAUUUUAGAAGUUUGUUAAUGAAAGAAAAAGAAAAAUGUGCACAGCUAUCUGCUCAGUUUGGAUAACUCGUCAGAUAACCUUUUAUCUAAUAGUAAAAUAUUUAA
Diceros bicornis minor is the source of this 1497-nucleotide messenger RNA. RefSeq names its product fibroblast growth factor 2 (gene FGF2). Gene Ontology annotation, biological process: positive regulation of cell population proliferation; fibroblast growth factor receptor signaling pathway; animal organ morphogenesis. Lineage: Eukaryota; Metazoa; Chordata; Mammalia; Perissodactyla; Rhinocerotidae. Gene Ontology annotation, molecular function: fibroblast growth factor receptor binding; growth factor activity. Gene Ontology annotation, cellular component: cytoplasm. The record is from RefSeq and is a predicted model, not a curated record. The coding region runs from base 1 to 1347 and encodes 448 amino acids. The transcript is spliced from 5 exons.